AUCAGCCACAGACACGCAUCUCCCUCCUUGAAAACCAGGCUGACCGAGAGGUUAUGCUGCCCAUCACCUCACGGGGUCAUUUCCACCACGACUCUUUCUUCGAGAAUCUCCGCCAGCAGUUCGAUACAGCCGUGCGAGACAUGCUGGAUCUGUGGGAUUCACGCUCAUCCUUCGAGGACGACCUUCUCUCCUACAGACGAAUGCGAGAUCUCAACCUCACGGAAGAGACUCAGGCUCUCUCCGUCAGCCAAGACAACACGUCGCAUCAGGUCGUGAUUGACGUGCGCGACUUCAUGGACGGCGACAUCAAGGUGAAGGUGGUGGACGACAGCGAACUGGUGAUCGAAGGCAGCGUCGAGAAGCGACGAGAUGGCGCCGUCUCGAAGAAGACUUUCUGUCGACGCUUCUCAUUCCCGGGUCUCUUGAGCGAAGACGCUGUGUCCUCGUCCAUGUCGGCAGAUGGAGUUCUUACUGUCACUGUUCCAAAGAAGGUGCGUGGUAAAAGCUGUCAAAUGGACUGAAUACAAUCAUCAUUUACUGG
This is a messenger RNA of Penaeus vannamei (Pacific white shrimp), 541 nucleotides long. Lineage: Eukaryota; Metazoa; Arthropoda; Malacostraca; Decapoda; Penaeidae. The record is from RefSeq and is a predicted model, not a curated record.